UGCAGAGCCCGGCCCCGGACUCACUGCCCCAGCCCUCCCUGCGGGCGCCCGGGGCACCCCUGGGGUUCGCUCAUCCUGGAACAGUCGCGGGCGCUGCUCUGCUCCGGGCGUUGCGCACGCAAGUGGAGAUGUGGCGGUGGCGACGACAGUCACGAACGGGGCGAGGGGGCACAGACAGGCAACCCGGCGUCACCAAGCCGGGUGGCGGGGGCUGUGCUCGGGCUGCGGGACGGGAUGGGAUCGCAAAGCCGGGCGCCCAACCCAUCCCGGGGGCGGCCCACGGAAACUCCCAGGGGAAGUGGGGUCUGGUCCAGGUGUGCCCCGAAAGACAAGUGGAAGGUUGGGGAGACGGGGGUACGCAGCGCAGAGAGACUCCGCGUGUGCAGACCCGCGCGGUGGAGCCACAGAGAUGGGACCCAUGGAGGUUCAGGGUGGAAGAGAAAAGUCAAGGAGAGGAUAAGGAUCAGCCAGAGAAGGGGGCGAGGGUGGGGACACGGAGGGGGUGCGGGAAUGAAGGGAUUCCGGAAGGAGGGGCCAAGACUCUUUUCAGGUGCCGGCCAGAGGGCUGGUUGGGUAGAAACUGGGACAGGUCCAGGCAUUUGGCCAUCUCGACAUUGAGAACCUUGGGGAGGUGGUUCUGUGGAGAUUCGAGUGAGGAAGCGGAGCACCUGUGUAGACAGUCUUUUCUAGACGUUCUCUUGAAGUGAGAGAGUGUAGAUGUGGGAGAGGAAUUGGGGACCAGGGUGCAGAGCGCAGUAAAGCAGAUGUGUGUUUGGAACACGGGCUCUGGGUUCUGGAGUCCCCACACUCGCUCACAGGUGUCCUUACCACGGUGAGACCUGGGGCAAGUCAUGUCACCUCUUUAUGCCUCAGUUCCCUCAUCUGUAAAAUGGGGAUGCUGAUGACAAUACCUGCCUCAGAGGGUUCCCGUGAAGAUUAGAUGAGAUGGUGCCUCUAAAAGUGCUUAAUACAGCACUAAAAAGUAGUACCUAUUAUUGUUCACUUUUAUUAUUAGAGCAGAGCUUGGGCGUAUUUUGAUGCUGAUAGGAAGGAGCCGGUAGAGAGGGAGGCAUUGAAGACAGAGAGGAGAGAAAAGGGACUAGAGAGAAAGGGACCCAGAACUUGGAUGCGAGAUAAGUCUUGGGUGCCUGUCUAUGCCAAACCAGGGGAGAGAGGGCAUAGGUGGGGGUGCAGCAAAUUUGCAGGUUUGGGGUAUGUGGUUAAGGGAGUGUCUGUCUGAUAGUCUUUUCUCUGAAGUAGGUCUCAAGGUCAGUUGCUGAGAGGGCCAGGCCAGGCCCGGCCCAGGUGAGGCUGGAGGUCCUGAUUCACACUGCCUUGGUACGGUGCCGUGCCCUCUUUACGAGCAGCCCCAGUGUUGCUCCAGGGAAUGUGGGCGGUUGAAUUUAUCUAGGGUCAGAGGACAUCUGACCUGCCUUGCCCCUUGGGAGGCUCAAGUCAAGUUGAUGGAUUGAAAACACUAUAUAAGCAUAAUUUACCAUUUUAAUCCUUUUCCCUGAUUUUGAAGGGCUGUAGCCACCAUCGGAAUACAAUGUGGAAGCCUCUGAAGCACUUCUGGUGGGCCGUGUACCUUGCCCCGCUUUCACCCGUGACAGUUAGGUGAAGUAGGUGUUAUUAUCAUCCCCAUUUACAGAUGCAGAAACUGAGGUCCAGAGAAGUUAAGAACCUUGUCCCAGGACUUGGAGUCCCACAGCCCUGGUGCUAACCCUGCUUCACCUCCAGGGGCUGUGUGACUUUGGAUCAGGCAUCUUGCUUCUCUGAGCCUAUACGUGGCUGCAGAAGAAUUCCUGGCAGCUUGCUCUAAGGUUCCAGAAGGAAAUCAUUGUGCGGCGCACAGUAGACACGCCAGGAGCUGUAGUUCCCAUGCAUCCGUGGAUCUGCAUCCUGCUUGGCCACGGAGACCCACUCACUCCCUGUGACCUGGUGUCUGUUUAGAGAUGGGGUAACCGAGCUCCCCUGUGAGGAAGUGACUUCUACCUGAGACACUGGACAGGGCAGAGUUAAAACUCCCAGAACUUGCAUUUUUGGACCUGCCUCCAGGACCCUGGGGAUUUCCACCAGGGAGAAUGACUGGACACUCCAGGAGCUUUCAGGCACCAUCCAGGGGAUUUUUUUCACCACAAAGGGUAAUUCCUGCCCCAUCCCUGCUGUGACUCAGCGGUGACGUCGAACCACAGAAGCCAGAGAGAAGAAGAUAAAGUCAUCAGACUCCUGCUCACCAGAGAGGGUGACCCAGGCCAGAACUCACCUCUUCUAUCAGCACAAGCUCCACGAGGCUGGUCCCCUGCCCCAGGGGAGCUUAGACGGCCCCCGCCAGCUGGCCUGGGACCUCAGGAUGGCCUCUGGCUCAGCCAGCAGCCCCCGCCCGGCCCCCGAUGAGAACGAGUUUCCCUUUGGGUGCCCCCCCACCGUCUGCGAGAACCCAUCAGAGCCCAGGGCCCUCUGCUGCGCCGCCUGUCUCUCUGAGAACAUGAGGAAUAGCGAGGAUCGGAUCUGUCCCAAAUGCAGAGGAGACGACUCCCAAUCUGUAAGCCCAGGAACCCUGGUGUCUCAGGAGAAGGAUCACCCCGAAGUGGCCGAGAUUGGAGUUGGGUGCCCCUUUGCAGGUGUUGGCUGCUCCUUCAAGGGGAGCCCAAAGUUCAUGCAGGAGCAUGAGGUCACCUCCCAGGCCACCCACCUAAACCUGCUGUUGGGCUUCAUGAAACAGUGGAAGGCCCAGCUGGGCUCUGGCCUGGGGUCCGGGCCCAUGGCCCUGGAGCAGAAUCUGUCAGACCUACAGCUGCAGGCUGCUGUGGAGGUGGCUGGGGACCUGGAGGUGGACUGUUACCGGGCGCCGUGCUCCGAGAGCCAGGAGGAGCUGGCCCUGCAGCAGUUCAUGAAGGAGAAGCUGCUGGCGGACCUGGAGGGGAAGCUGCGUGUGUUUGAGAACAUUGUCGCUGUCCUCAACAAGGAGGUGGAGGCCUCCCACCUGGCCCUGGCGGCCUCCAUCCACCAGAGCCAGCUGGACCGCGAGCACAUCCUGAGCUUGGAACAGAGGGUGGUGGAGUUGCAGCAGACCCUGGCCCAGAAAGACCAGGCCCUGGGCAAGCUGGAGCAGAGCCUCCGCCUCAUGGAGGAAGCCUCCUUCGACGGCACCUUCCUGUGGAAGAUCACUAAUGUCACCAGGCGGUGCCAUGAGUCGGCCUGCGGCAGGACCGUCAGCCUCUUCUCCCCAGCUUUCUACACAGCCAAGUAUGGCUACAAAUUGUGCCUGCGGCUCUAUCUGAAUGGGGACGGGACGGGAAAGAGGACCCACCUCUCGCUCUUCAUCGUGAUCAUGAGAGGGGAAUACGAUGCUCUGCUGCCUUGGCCAUUCCGGAACAAGGUCACCUUCAUGCUGAUCGACCAGAACAACCGUGAGCACGCCAUCGAUGCCUUCCGGCCUGACCUGAGCUCAGCAUCCUUCCAGCGGCCCCAGAGUGAAACCAACGUGGCCAGCGGUUGCCCGCUCUUCUUCCCCCUCAGCAGGCUGCAGUCGCCCAAGCACGCCUACGUGAAGGACGACACCAUGUUCCUCAAGUGCAUCGUGGAGACAAGUGCCUAGGGCAGGCGAGGCCGAGUGAGCCACACCUGACUCCUGAGGGAGCUCCGGCUCAGACUGGGGGUUAGCAAGAUGACUGAGGUCCUGCCCUUGGCGCCCAAGAUCCCAGGGCACAGUGAUGGGCUGGGCUGGCAGGAUCUGAGCAGGACUCAUAGAUGGACUGUGGCUGGCCAUCAGCUUAGGGCAGCAGGGCCUUGGGCUGGGCCCACAAAGGCAAAGGUCCAGAAGGAGGCGGCAGCAGGAUUGUUCUCUGCACUGACCACACAACACUGGAGGCUGGGGAGCCACUCCAGCCCUGAAUGUUGACGCGGGCUUUGACCAAGACCAGGAGGGAAUGGGGACCAGGCCUAGGGCAUGGAUGGUGAGCUGGAGAUAUAGGACCUGAAGAGAGAAGCUCUCGGGAUGAGAAGGUCUCCACAGGGCUACCAUGGAGCACUAGAAACAUGCUUGCUCUCUUCCUGCCCGUGGUCAGAACCAGGACCAGGAAGUGGA
Diceros bicornis minor is the source of this 4090-nucleotide messenger RNA. RefSeq names its product TNF receptor associated factor 1 (gene TRAF1). The record is from RefSeq and is a predicted model, not a curated record. The transcript is spliced from 9 exons. Lineage: Eukaryota; Metazoa; Chordata; Mammalia; Perissodactyla; Rhinocerotidae. Gene Ontology annotation, molecular function: ubiquitin protein ligase binding; zinc ion binding; tumor necrosis factor receptor binding. Gene Ontology annotation, biological process: protein K63-linked ubiquitination; regulation of apoptotic process; tumor necrosis factor-mediated signaling pathway. Gene Ontology annotation, cellular component: cytoplasmic side of plasma membrane; plasma membrane signaling receptor complex. Bases 2354 to 3601 code for a protein of 415 amino acids.